AUGGUUAAAAUAACUGGAGAAGGUCUUGUUGCUAGACUGGAGGCUCAUCAGCAUAAAAAACGCAUGCCUCUUGUGUAUGCACUUGAAAAGUCACUAGGCUGGAGGAUAUUAUCAGAAGGAUGGAGAGCAGCAGCAAAGGGACUCAAGUCCAAUUGCUUCAUAGUCAGCCCAAAUGAAACCUAUUUUACUUGCAUGACUCAGUCCGAGCUAUUCCAAACAGAGCGCUUGAAUGCCCCUAUACACUCCUUAGAUUGGUCUGGUCAACAUCUUUUGGCAGGUACAAAUAAAGGAACAGUCAAACUAUUCAAUGUUGAAGGCGACUUUGAUGAUGAGGAUAUGCCAGCUAAAUUUGUAAAGCUGGGAAACUAUGUCAGCCCAUCUAUGGAAGGAACUAUCCACUCUAGACAUCUCCCGAGUUACUCUCAUAAUACCUUUGUAAAAGCAGUGGCGUUCUCGCCAAAUUACUUGGAUGGACAAACAUCUUCUUCUCCAGUUUCCUCGUCAUCUUCCACGGGAUCACUAAACGAAACACAAUCUUAUAGGCCUUCUGGCCAUUUUUUAUCAAUUACCGCAAAUAAUUUACAUAUAUGGGAUGUCAACGAAGAGAGAAAACCAGCUUACAUACAAACGACAGAUAAAAAUAACCUCCAGUGCGCAAACUGGUCUCAUCAUGCACCAUAUUCUCUUAUUGCGACAGCUGGAGAUGGAAGAUCAUUAAAUAUAAUUGAUACACGUGUGCCAACAAACCAUCAAGACGGAGUAGUCUGGAGAGCACCUAAUGCCCAUGAUCGACCUAUAACGACAACUGCUUUUAGUCCAUUUGUUCCCUAUUGGCUUGCCUCGGGUGGUGAAGAUUGUAUGGCUAAUAUUUGGGAUAUUCGAUCGUCCUGUCAUUUGCCAGUUGGAAAAAUCGAUGGGCAUUUAGGAACAGUCAAAUCUAUUUCAUGGUCAAACUUGCGCCCAGAGAACAUAUCAACCACUUCCUCUGAUGGUACAAUGCGAAUGUGGACUCUUUCCAGUGACGCUAUCCCUAUCUGGGAUACAUAUAAUAAGUUAACUAAAAGCUAUGAGAAAAACAGACAACCUGUAUUCCAAACAAUCUGGGAAAAGAGAGAUUGGUUAAGACAUGAAUUCAAGACAAAGAAUGAAUGGCAAUUUAAGGACAUACCGGAUAAUGAGGAGCCAAGUCAAGAUAGCUGUUCGGAAACUAUGAUGCUGGUUGGUGCUUUUGGAAUUGGUGAGUGGGGAAAAUGCGAUGGUGUGCCAAUUUAUGUUGGUGAAGACAGUGAGACCAGUAAAGGCCAUGUUGUGUCAGUAAUUGCUUCAAAAACAUAUCCUGGACUGUAUUAUACUGCUACUGAUCGCGGGCAGCUCACAGCCCAGACUGUGCGUUUCAGUAUACUUACUGAAUUGGAUUGCAACCACAUAUAUGAUUCGGUGAAAAACCCCCUCGCUUUUCAGUUCGAGUGCGAUGCUUAUUGUCGGCGUAUACGAGAUGCCAAAAAAGUGCUUGCAGAGCUGGAGUCUGACCAGCCUACUACCCAAGAAAAAGAAUAUUUAUCUGAUAAAGACAUUGCCGCAUUAAAAGAGUCCUUAGUCCCCAUGAAUCAAAUUACUCCAGAAGAGUGGGAAAUUGAUUCAAUCCCAGAUCCGAAUAGUACAUUAACGUCUGAUCGACUAUGGAAUAAUGAUGAUAGAUGGGAUUUUUCUAUCAACAGAUUCAGAGACGAUCUCAACUAUUGGAGUAGACGCAUGGCACCUGGCUAUAAUACGUGCUUUAAUAUUCCCUUUGAUUUGUCAGACAUACUCGAAGAGAAAGUUGAACCAGAGAUGGAUAACACAACACCACAAGGAGACAUUGAAUUAUCCAGUCCCGAGAUUAAAAAAGAAGACACGCCUUUAGUAACUCCAGAAGAAGAACCUACUGAAGAGUUGUUUGAAGAUAAUAUGUCUAAUCUUAGCAGGUCACGCACUGCAAUCAGCUACACAAGUGGGAAAAGCCGCGCGACUCGUAGUGAUAGUAUUCGAAGUAAUAUUAACCAAACUUUAAGACGCAAUUCACGAAGCUCCCACAGCUCAGAAGCAACAUCAUCCAUACUGCGUAAUAACAAUCCACUAAAAUCUCUCAAACGCGUGUUUUCUCGAACAAAACCACAUGGAACAUCAUCCACUGAACGCAAAAAUACACCCGAAGAACCGAUGCCCAGUCCAUCAUCUCCCUUAAAACGUAAAUCGACUAUACGUCGUAAUGCCAUCCUUGGCUCUUUUUAA
This is a messenger RNA of Phycomyces blakesleeanus NRRL 1555(-), 2271 nucleotides long. RefSeq lists its product as hypothetical. The transcript is spliced from 10 exons. Gene Ontology annotation, biological process: protein ubiquitination. The record is from RefSeq and is a predicted model, not a curated record. NCBI's taxonomy places the organism in Eukaryota, Fungi, Mucoromycota, Mucoromycetes, Mucorales, Phycomycetaceae. Gene Ontology annotation, molecular function: protein binding. The coding region runs from base 1 to 2271 and encodes 756 amino acids.